Papilio polytes (common Mormon) is the source of this 1231-nucleotide messenger RNA. Its product is annotated as BRCA1-associated protein homolog 2. NCBI's taxonomy places the organism in Eukaryota, Metazoa, Arthropoda, Insecta, Lepidoptera, Papilionidae. Gene Ontology annotation, biological process: Ras protein signal transduction; protein ubiquitination. The annotation marks the transcript as partial. The transcript is spliced from 7 exons. Gene Ontology annotation, cellular component: cytoplasm. Gene Ontology annotation, molecular function: zinc ion binding; ubiquitin protein ligase activity. The record is from RefSeq and is a predicted model, not a curated record.
GUAUUAAGAUUCCGUACAUCUGCUGCGGCACGUGAGUUCCACUCCGCGUUCGAUGGAGUCCCGUACAGCAGCCUGGAGCCCCACGCGCUCUGCCACAUGGCGUGGGUGUCGCGUGUGGAGUGGGCGAGAGACGGCACUCCGCCGCCCUCGCACACUGAGCUGCCAACAUGUCCCGUCUGCUUGGAGCGUAUGGACGAGAGCGUGGCGGGCGUGCUGAGCGUGCAGUGCGCGCACGCGUUCCACGCGGAGUGCCUGGUGCGGUGGCGCGACGCGCGCUGCCCGGUGUGCCGCUGCGCGCAGACGCCGGAGGGCCGCGAGGCGCGCUGCGAGCAGUGCGCGCGCGCGGCGCCCGGCGACCAGACGGGCGCGGACGGCGAGGAGGCGCGGGACGGGCUGGCGGAGGGGCUGCCCGAUGGCGUCACCGCGGGCGCGCUUUGGAUCUGCCUCAUAUGCGGACACGUCGGCUGUGGCAGGUAUGAAGGAGGUCACGCAGCAAAACACUUCCUAGCUUCCAAUCACACUUACGCCCUACAAUUGGGUUCGAACCGAGUCUGGGACUAUGCAGGCGACAAGUUCGUGCACCGGCUGGUGCAGAACAAGCCGGACGGCAAGCUGGUGGCGGCGGAGGGCGCGGAGGGCGCGGGCGGCGAGGAGGCGGGCUGCGGCGCCAAGCUGGACUCCGUGCAGCUCGAGUUCACCUACAUCCUCACGCAGCAGCUCGACCGCCAGCGCGCCUACUACGAGGAUAACAUCGCCAAGUUAGAAUGCGAGAGGAGCGCGGAGUGCGAGGCGCUGCGGGCGCGCGCUGCGGCCGCGGAGGCCGAGGGCGCGGCGCUGCGCGGCCAGGUGGCGCUGCUCACUCGCGACAAUAAGGCCCUCGACAGACGACUGCAGCAACUUAAUACAAAACUAUCAACGUUGCAAAAUGAGUUGAGCGAGGAGCGCGGGCUGGCGACAGCGCUUGCCGGCAGCCAGGCGCAGUGGCAGGAGCAGGCGCGACUCAAAGAGCAAGCAUUCAUGCAGGAAGUGUCAGAUCUCAAAGAACAGCUCCGCGAUGUGAUGUUCUUCGUGGAGGCUCGCGGCCAGCUCGAGAAGUCGGAGUGCGCAACGCAAGAGGAGAUAGCCUCCGCCAGCGUGUCUGUAGCCCCAGCCAAACCUCGUCGCAGGCGUCGGUAGCUUAACUAGACCAAAUGUAACGUGAUAAAUAAAUAAUGUACUUUUUGACUAACGA